CGUGUCUUGGCCUGCCACUGCCGCUCAUUUCUUGUAUACAAGCGACUGACACGCAUAUCGGCUGCAAAUGUUCCUGGACCACAAUGGGAAUCUUGGCUCUAUGGAAACUUCUCAAAGGCGAGGCAGCAGAAGUCGACUUCAAAUGGCAAGACCAGUAUAGCGACAUUGUUGAAGUAAACGAUAUUGCUCUGGCUACCUGUCAAGUUGCUAACAGUCACAUCAUCAUGCAGGAAGAUCGUCUCUUGGUUUCUGAUCCUAAAGCACUUCAGUAUAUAUACCAGACUAGCGGUUAUAGGGUUAUCAAACCACCGGGCCUAAGGAAAUUGGAUGAUUAGUUAUUGGGUUAGGAAUUCUUUCUGUUGUAGGCGAGGUCCUCAAGAG
Desarmillaria tabescens is the source of this 381-nucleotide messenger RNA. RefSeq lists its product as uncharacterized. The coding region runs from base 84 to 335 and encodes 83 amino acids. NCBI's taxonomy places the organism in Eukaryota, Fungi, Basidiomycota, Agaricomycetes, Agaricales, Physalacriaceae. The record is from RefSeq and is a predicted model, not a curated record. The transcript is spliced from 5 exons.